This is a messenger RNA of Gorilla gorilla gorilla (western lowland gorilla), 687 nucleotides long. Its product is annotated as 17-beta-hydroxysteroid dehydrogenase type 1-like. The record is from RefSeq and is a predicted model, not a curated record. The coding region runs from base 1 to 687 and encodes 228 amino acids. The transcript has 2 exons. Lineage: Eukaryota; Metazoa; Chordata; Mammalia; Primates; Hominidae.
AUGUUCUGGUUAUCCCCAGCGCUCUUUCCACCUUCGGGACGCAGCGGUGCUGUUCCGGGUCGUGGCCAGGGCCGGGGUCGGGGCCGGUGCUGGGGCAGGGGAUGGGACUUGGCGCCUGGGUCGCCUCCGUCCGUGCCCACUUGCGGCUCUCGGGCCAGCAGCGUGAGCCUGAUCGAGUGCGGCCGUGUGGACACCGCCUUCAUGCAGAAGGUGUUGGGCGGUCCCGACCAGGUGAUGGACCGCACGAACACCCGGACCUUCCGCCUCUUGCACCAAUACCUCCACCACAGCAAGGAGAUCUACCGCAAGGAGGCGCGGCACCCUGAGGAGGUGGUGAAGGUCUUCCUCACCGCUAUGCGCGCCCCGAAGCCGACCCUGCGCUACUUCACAACCAGGCGCUUCCUGCACCAGCUGCUGAUGCGCCUGGACGACCCCUUUGGCUUCGACUACGCCGCCGCCAUGCACCGGGACGUGUUCGCCGACGAUCCCGCAGAGGCCGAGGCUGGGGCCGGUGCUGGGGCCGAGGCCGGGGGCGGGGCCGGUGGGAUGGGAGACCCUGAGCUCAGCGAUCCUCUGGCCGCCCCGCAAGAAAGGCUCCGUCGGCCACUGUCUCACGCGCCCUCCUUUGUCUCCUGGGCCUGUGCGGUCCCUGGGGAUGGGACGGCAGUGGCGGCUGUGGAUGGCUAA